GCAGAUGCAGGGAACAUGGCACCAUAGUGGCAGGACGGGAUGUACUGAGAGGGGCACAGUGUGUGAUGCACGGCUGGAUGUCCCCUCAGACACCGCUGCCGCCUCCUCCUGUCACCCACUCACCAUACAUGGCUGCAUGUAGUAUGUAGUGUGCACCCCUGUCUCACCUCACACCCCCCCCUCCUGUCUUCUCCUCACUCCCUCCUCCUUCCCCGGCUCCCCCUCCCAUCUCACUCCCAUCCCCUCCUGUCGCCUCCUCAGCUGCUGCAUUGCUACCUUGCACACAGAGCCUGUCAAUGGAGCUGGAAAAUAUUGUGGCUAACACGGUCCUGCUGAAAGCCAGAGAGGGGGGCGGUGGAAAGCGUAAGGGUAAAAGCAAAAAGUGGAAGGAAAUUCUGAAGUUCCCACACAUCAGUCAGUGUGAAGAGCUGAGAAGAAAUACAGAGAAGGACUAUUACAAUCUGUGUGAGAAGCAGCCUAUCGGGAGGCUCCUGUUCCGACAGUUCUGCGAGGCGCAGCCGGAGCUCGAGUGUCUGAUCCACUUCCUGGACGCUGUGGCAGAGUAUGAAGUUACGCCGGAUGAAAAACUAGGAGAAAAGGGAAGAGAAAUAAUUCUGAAAUACCUCACCCCAGAGUCACCAGUUUAUGUCUCUGAAGUCGGACAAGAUAUUGUCCACCAAAUGGAGGAGAAACUGGAGAUCAGCCCAUACAAAGAGAUAUUCUGUCACUGUGCACAAUCUGUGUAUGACUUCCUGAGCCGAGAACCCUUCCAGUGCUACCUGGAGAGCAUGUACUACGACCGGUUCCUGCAGUGGAAAUGGCUGGAAAGGCAGCCAGUGACCAAGAACACCUUCCGCCAGUACAGAGUUCUGGGAAAAGGUGGCUUCGGGGAGGUGUGUGCGUGUCAAGUCAGAGCCACUGGAAAGAUGUACGCUUGCAAACGGUUAGAGAAGAAGAGGAUCAAAAAGAGGAAAGGCGAAUCCAUGGCUCUUAAUGAGAAACAAAUCCUGGAGAAAGUCACCAGCAGAUUUGUGGUGAACCUGGCCUACGCGUACGAGACGAAGGAUGCCCUCUGUCUGGUACUCACAUUAAUGAAUGGAGGAGACCUGAAGUUCCAUAUUUACAACAUGGGGAACCCCGGCUUCCAAGAACAAAGGGCGUCCUUUUAUGCAGCCGAAAUACUGUGUGGCCUUGGUGACCUUCAUCGAGAGAGCAUUGUGUACCGAGAUCUGAAGCCAGAAAAUAUUCUUCUAGAUGACUAUGGUCACAUACGGAUAUCAGAUUUGGGUCUAGCAGUGAAAAUUCCAGAGGGAGACUCAAUCCGGGGGCGUGUAGGGACUGUGGGGUACAUGGCCCCUGAGGUUCUCAAUAACCAGCGCUACACCUUCAGCCCUGACUACUGGGGCCUCGGCUGCCUGAUCUAUGAGAUGAUUGCCGGACAGUCGCCGUUCCGCGGCAGGAAGGAGAAGGUGAAGAGGGAGGAGGUGGAUCGGAGAGUCCUGGAGACGGAUGAGGUGUAUACGCAAAAGUUCUCUGAGGAUGCGCAGUCCGUGUGUAAGAUGCUUCUCACCAAAGACGUGAAGCAGCGGUUGGGGUGCCACGAUGGCAGGGCGCUGGAGGUGAAGCGACACCCCUUUUUCAGAGUCAUAAACUUUAAGAGAUUAGAAGCCGGAAUCAUGGACCCUCCAUUUAUUCCUGAUCCGCGAGCCGUGUACUGUAAGGACGUCCUGGAUAUAGAACAGUUCUCCACAGUAAAGGGGGUCAACUUGGACCAGACGGACGAUGACUUCUACACAAAGUUCACCACUGGUUCUGUGUCCAUCCCCUGGCAGACCGAGAUGAUAGAGACCGAAUGUUUCAAAGAACUUAAUCUUUUUGGCCCUAAUGGAACCCUGUCCCCUGACUUAAACCGGAGCCACCCACCUGAGCCCCCCAAGAAAAGUUUAUUACAUCGUAUUUUUAAACGUCAGCACCAAAACAACUCUAAUAGCACCCCGGCCACCAAGUCCUCCUUAAACCACCACAUGAACCACAUCAGUUCCAACUCAACCGGGAGCAGUUAGUGAAGGAGGGCACCCACCGGCGAGGGAAACGCGGUCAGCUGUGGUGACCCCGCUCCGCGACUAACAGCAGGAGAGAGAGAGGGAGCCUUACGCCUGACAGCGGCUUCCAGCAGAGGAAGCCUGUGUGUGUCUGUUAGGUGGGACUGGGGGACGGGAGCCCUUUUGCUCUUCUCGCAGUGAGGCCUCACAUAUGAAAGGCGUCCAAUGGUGGCUGAGGUGAGGGGGGAAUAUGUGGCCUCCCCUUCUACGACUGGCGUGAUAUCAGAAAUACAAUACCUCCCGUGUUCACAUGACUCUGCAAUAGGACAUUGCAUGUAACAGGUACUACGAUAGCGUCAUACACAAGAGGAGGACGCACGCAGCCCUCCGUAGGCCGCCGAGUGCCUCGGCCUCCACAUUAACACUUCUGCGCUAAACUCCUUUUUUCAACUACAAGAGGAAAAGAAAAAGGUUUAUUUUUUUUGUAAAUGGUUUGUCUGUGAUUCUAUUUUUUACCAUUUGUACCUACAUUUUCCUGAGCGGAGGGAGGGAGCCGCAUGCCUACUCUCCCUCCCUGGCACCGUAGCAGCGCCUGGUGCAACCGGCGCUCAGUGACGGGCCAUGUGGAGGAAUAUACGUCCCGUCGGUAUAUGUUUGUCUCCUUGGCAGUAAUGACGCAUGACCCUCUCACUGAGCUGGCAGGAACCAGAGGGGAGAACGGCGAGAGACUAACACAACACCAGGGUGCGUUCACGACGCACGGACCUAUCAGAGAGAAAGGCAGUGUCCACCUGGGACUCACCAGUCAUUGACUUCAGCGGCGGCUUAUGAAGGAAUCAGGCCGCCCGCAGAACCCAACAAACGUCUGCAUCUGAUCUAACAUGGAGAAAGCAGCAGAGAGAUGCUGAGACCUGGCUGUCCCCAAGAGCUUGCACUUGAUGCUUCAUUGGCGACUAGGAGCUGGCAGUGCAGGAUUUAUACUGGAGUCUGGAGACAUUUGUUAUAUGUACCCUGAUUAAAUCUAUGUUUUUAAAGAAAGAAA
Pseudophryne corroboree (corroboree frog) is the source of this 3084-nucleotide messenger RNA. It is a transcript of the gene GRK5, whose product is annotated as G protein-coupled receptor kinase 5. Gene Ontology annotation, biological process: regulation of signal transduction; protein phosphorylation; signal transduction. The record is from RefSeq and is a predicted model, not a curated record. Gene Ontology annotation, cellular component: cytoplasm. NCBI's taxonomy places the organism in Eukaryota, Metazoa, Chordata, Amphibia, Anura, Myobatrachidae. The transcript has 16 exons. Bases 297 to 2063 code for a protein of 588 amino acids. Gene Ontology annotation, molecular function: ATP binding; G protein-coupled receptor kinase activity.